Molecule: messenger RNA, 1352 nt
Organism: Dothidotthia symphoricarpi CBS 119687
Lineage: Eukaryota; Fungi; Ascomycota; Dothideomycetes; Pleosporales; Dothidotthiaceae
Exons: 1
Coding region: 71-1213 (380 amino acids)
Biological process (GO): protein import into peroxisome matrix
Cellular component (GO): peroxisomal membrane
Molecular function (GO): zinc ion binding
Source: RefSeq, a predicted model, not a curated record
CGCCGACGUUGACAACCGCAUAACAACAUCAAAGCUGCGUCCAUCUCCCCAAUAUUCUCGUCGCGUCACAAUGGCCUCCCCGAAGCGCUACGCGUAUCCGUUCGCGGCCUCCCCGGAUAUCAUCCGCUCGCACCAGAAAGACGCCUACUUCAGCGGCGUGCUCCUUGAACAACUCUCCUCACUCCUGCGCAAACUAUACGGCGCCCGAUUUGCACACACGUAUAUAUCCGAGACUCGAGUUCUUGGCGAGCUGUUGUAUCUCGGCCUCACAACCGCCAUCGGGAACAGAACACUGGGAGAAGAGUAUUGCGACAUUGUGCAGGUUGAGAAUGAGACAGGGCAGCUACCAGCGCUGGGAAGAAGAGCAGGAUACAUUUUGAGCUGUAUAUUGGGGCCAUACUUAUUAGGAAGAGCGCUGCCAGCAUUCAGGAAGAGGAUAAGAGCGAAGCUGGAGGCGAAUCUCCGAAGCUAUGCGCGACAGCACGCGAAGGCGCUACACGUCGCGAAAGAGAGCGGCAAGAAGAGCCCAUCGCAACCCCUAGGCAUGCGCCUACAAAACUAUAUCCUUACACAUCUCGACACGAUGACGUCGCCCUCUCCCGUUUACGCCCUGUCCCUGGCAACCUUCUACUUCUCCGGCAGUUACUACCACCUCUCAAAGCGCAUUUGGGGCCUGCGAUACAUUUUCACGCGCUCAGUACAAGAAAGCGAUCAGCGCGUUGGCUACGAAGUUCUCGGCGUCCUACUUGUGCUGCAAAUGGGUGUACAGGGCUACCUGCACUUGCACAACACCAUGACCUCUUCCACAGGCAGCGCAGCACAUCUGGGCCAAGCAGCAGGGACCUCGGCCGUGGUUGGAGGCGGCGUGGAAGUCUCGCUCGAUCCAAACUCGUACUCGGAGAACAACGCGCUGCUCUUCGAUGCGCCGACAGCGCCCCCUGCCAUCCCGCCUUCGGAUCUGCAGAAAUGGACACAUACUCCUGCUACGAAUAAGCCGCACUAUGGGUUGGAAGACGAAAACACGAUGGGUUGGAUCGGAGAGAGCAACCGGAAGUGCACGCUGUGUCUGGAAGAGAUGCGGGACCCGAGCGUGACGACGUGUGGACAUGUGUUUUGCUGGGGGUGUAUUAGUGAUUGGGCGAGGGAGAAGCCUGAGUGUCCGCUUUGCAGGCAGAGCUGUCUUGUGCAGCAUGUGCUGCCGUUGAGAGGGUGAAGAGGGUGAAGAGGCAUUAGUCAAUAGGUACACGACUUGUGACGGAUGGCUUCAUCUCCUGAGAUACAAGCGGGGAUGUUUCAAUAGCUUUUAUAAUGAUUUUACUACGCUUCAACGAAGCAUUACGAGCGAAUUGACU